Molecule: messenger RNA, 1410 nt
Organism: Oikopleura dioica
Lineage: Eukaryota; Metazoa; Chordata; Appendicularia; Copelata; Oikopleuridae
Source: the annotation of a GenBank genome assembly
AUGGCGGAUAAAUCAAUCGCUCAUUCGAGGAUGAACUCGUACAGGGGUGACAAACAAGUGCAGAAUUUUUUUGUGCGAAACUUGUUUUCUCGAGUGGUCAGGCUGCUCGAAUUGGGAGUGAUACCUGUGUUCGUAACUGACGGGAAAGCGCCUGAAGCCAAGAUGAAGACGAUGGCCAGUCGCCUUGGCCAGGCUGAGCUCUCAAGCACCAAAAGAACGAGAUUCGCGCAAGUUCUCAAAAAAUGUACGGACUUGUUGGACGCGAUGGGUAUUCAAUUCAUAGCCGCUCCAGGAGAGGCAGAAAAAAUGGCAUCGACUCUUCAAAUAGCCGAAAAAGUUGACGCUGUCUUUACCUUUGACGGAGAUGCUUUUUGCUUCGGCGCAAAUUGUAUUUAUCGAACUUUCUCUUGUGAUACAGAUGCCGAGUUCGAGUUCGUCUCUUUAGAGAAAAUCAAGGAGUUAUACAAAUACUCGCGAUUCGACUUCAUCGUGUUCGCUGUUCUUUGCGGAUGUGAUUACUUCUCGACAGGAAUAAAAGGGGUCGGACCCAAGAUGACUACGCGGCUGGUGAUGGACUGGAAGAAGAGAAAAUUUAAUCCGCUCCGGCGUCUCGCGGAUAUAAAAAGCGGAAAAGCAAUGAAGAUGGAGAAGGAUGAGGUGAAACUAAAGGCCGCUUUCAAAAACUACCCCGAGCUAGACAUGGAUGCAUUGAUCGUGGAAUUUAUGGCACGAGAAGAGGGAACGAAGGCGGAAGGAUUCUGCCUCAAUCGAAAUCUUCGAUGCUCGGCAACUAAGUUUAUUGGACUCAUGGAACGGCUGCUUGACUGGACCACUGUGAAGUCAAUGGAAAAGUUGAUUGAGUUCCAAUUGAGGACGCAGCGACAAGUAGACGAAUUAGUGGCGCUGUCACUUGUGAGAAGCCUAAAAGGCGCCAAAUCGCACAUGAUUUGCUUCCAAGCGGGGCAAGAGAGGGCAGAAGUUAAAUUGAAAACAGAAGAAGUGCAUAUUAUCUGCCCACAACUGGCACCAGCUUCGCUCAAUCCACUGCCAAAGCCAGAAAGCAAUAAUGACAUCCGUCGCUUUGUCGUGACGAAAGAGACAAAGCGAAAACUGAACUCGCCUCAAGUAAAAAAACCCGAAAAACUGAUGAAACACUUGACUCCUCAAAAGCUUGGCGAUGUUUCUCAAAAACUAGACGAAGACUUCAACGCAGGAGUGGACAACAUCUGCGAUAUCUUAGAGAAAUCUUCUUUGGACGACGAUUUAGACAUUCCAGAAGACGACAGCGACGAGCUUUUCAAUUUGAACCGAGCUCUUAAUAAAAAAUCGACCGAGAACAAAGAGAAUAGAUCCACUGUCACUGCCAAGAAGAAACUCGCUCUGAAAUACAAUUUUAGCGACUCAGAUUAA